Rotaria sp. Silwood1 is the source of this 420-nucleotide messenger RNA. The record is from the annotation of a GenBank genome assembly. NCBI's taxonomy places the organism in Eukaryota, Metazoa, Rotifera, Eurotatoria, Philodinida, Philodinidae.
AUGCAAGAACCUCCAUCAACUCCAAAAUCUCUUGAACAACAACUGGCUGAAGCUCUCCAAGAAAUUGCUAACCUUCAACAACAACAACAGCAAUCCCAACAACAAUUCCAACAACAAAUUCAACAGCUUCAGCAACAAAUUCAACAGCUUCAGCAGCAGAUCCAACAACUCCAACAAGCCGUGCCACCACAACAACCAUCCCCACCACUCGAACAACAACAACAACCAGAACCACAGGUCUCACAACAACAAUCAUCACCACCAGUCCAUCAACAACAAAUCGUAGCACAACCACAACAAGUUCCACAAAACGAACAAUUACAACUAGUAGGAGCGGCAGCACGUAUGCGAAGACGACUUCGACGUCUUGUUCGAGCACCACAUCGACGUGUCCGGCGAUUGCCAUCUGAAAGUGAAUAG